AUCACCAACUGCAGGCAAUUGGAGUGUGCCUGGGAGCUAUGAUCUGUGGUCCCGACUCCCUCACAACCCGGAAAGCCAGUAGCGUUAUGUCAACAAGGCUGAGGGAGCCAAAAAUGAUCGUUUGAUAAACUGUUGGAGUCUAGCGUGAAGCACUAGAGCUGAUGGAUGAUGUCCCAACCCUUGGUUCUUCAAGCGUCCUAGGCUGCCUUCUCCAUCCAGAAAGGCUGGUCCACGCUCUCCAUCCAAGGAAGGCCGUGGUAGACCUGUUGGGGUGUAAUCUCUCUCCCUUGUCACUCUGGCCUCUCUGUCCCCUUUUCCCUCCUUGUCCCUGUUAUUCCCCUCUCUGGCCCCAAUGACAGCUGAGUCAGUGAAGGCCACUUCCCCUUGGUCCUUGAUGGCUCCCCUGAGGGCUGCUCCUUGGCCAUAUCCGUUAGUCUCUCGGGUAAGUCAGCUCCCCCCCCCCCCACAGUCAUAGGGCGGGGAGUCCUGGCCAGCCCCAGGCUGGGGGAGGGGGUGGACUUUUGGCCCGUUUCUUCCCUCCAUCACCGUCAACAGCUGCCGAGCGAGCAAGCGGGGCUUGGCUUAUUCCUCUGACCUGCCUGGAAGCAGAGAGCCCCGGAGACAGUCCUCAGACAGAUAGACCAGAGCCCAGAGGGAGGCAAGAAGAGGCCGCAGCUGGACGGCUGGCUGCCCUUCUCCCUCCCCAGGCUGCCUUAACACCCCUCCUGAGCCCAAGGCCCCCUGUCAAGUUCUCCCGGAGCGCCAUCCCUGCCCCUGGCCUAGGGGCUCCAGCCCCACGGGGCCAGCAUCUCCCAGCAUGCCAGUCGCAGUGGAGAUCUUCGGCUUCUUCAUGGCAGCCCUGGGGCUGCUGAUGCUGGGGUUGACUCUGGCAAACAACUACUGGCGAGUGAGCACCGUGCAUGGCAGCGUCAUCACCACCAAUACCAUCUACGAGAACCUCUGGCAGUCCUGUGCCACCGACUCCAUGGGAGUCUCUAACUGCUGGGAGUUCCCGUCCAUGCUGGCCCUGUCUGGGUUUCUCCAGGCCUGCCGGGCUCUCAUGAUAGCAGCCAUCACCAUGGGCUCCCUGGGCCUCUUUGGAAGCUUGCUGGGGCUGCGGUGCAUCAACGUGGGGAGCGUGGACCUCUCCAGGAAGGCCAAAUUAGCGGCUGUCGCAGGGGCCCUACACCUACUUGCUGGGACCUGCGGAAUGGUGGCCAUCUGCUGGUACGCGGUCAACAUCACCACAGAUUUCUUCAAUCCUCUGGUUCUUGGACCUAAGUACGAGUUGGGUCCCGCCCUCUACCUGGGCUGGAGCGCGUCGCUGCUCUCCAUCCUGGGAGGCAUCUGUCUCUUCUCCACCUGCUGCUGCGCCUUUAAGGAGGACCGCGAGGCAAGGGCCCGGCUUCCCUACAAGGCUCCUUCAGUCGUGAUGUCCCCCACCAUCUCCGAUGAAGGCUUUAGCAAAUACGGCAAAAACGCCUACGUGUAGGAGCUCUGGCCUGUGGACCCCAUUUCUCCUCUUACAGCCCCCAGCGGAGACGGUCCCCAGGACCUCUUAAUUCUCUUUGAUAACCUCAGGGCUGACCACGUCCAGGCUCCGCCCCGUGCCUGGAAGCCACGCCCCACUCUAGGCUCGCCUCGGGUCAGAGCCACGUCCUGGGCACACCACCUUCCCUGGCACUCCUUCAGCAGCUCUUCCCAGGCCCAGAACCCACUCCUGUUAACUCACUCCCCUGGCCUCCUGCCGCUGGACCCAAGGGAACUGAGGUGUCCCCAGCGUGUGCAUUCUAUAUAAAUACGCGCAUAAAUAAAUGUAUACUGUGAUUGUU
Molecule: messenger RNA, 1832 nt
Organism: Jaculus jaculus (lesser Egyptian jerboa)
Lineage: Eukaryota; Metazoa; Chordata; Mammalia; Rodentia; Dipodidae
Gene: Cldn15
Product: claudin 15
Exons: 5
Coding region: 818-1492 (224 amino acids)
Biological process (GO): cell adhesion; bicellular tight junction assembly
Cellular component (GO): bicellular tight junction; plasma membrane
Molecular function (GO): structural molecule activity
Source: RefSeq, a predicted model, not a curated record